Gigantopelta aegis is the source of this 452-nucleotide messenger RNA. RefSeq lists its product as uncharacterized. Bases 93 to 452 code for a protein of 119 amino acids. The transcript is spliced from 2 exons. The record is from RefSeq and is a predicted model, not a curated record. Lineage: Eukaryota; Metazoa; Mollusca; Gastropoda; Neomphalida; Peltospiridae.
AUCAAGCCAAGAGACAUAGGAAAGCGAAUUUUACAGACACUGAAAUAAGAGUGCUAUUAGAAGAAAUAAGUGUUGAUCAUAAAACAUUGUUUAUGGCCAACAACCAAACUGUCACAAACAGGUUAAAGGGGGAUAUUUGGAAAAGAAUAACUGCAAAAAUCAGUGCAUGCGGCGUGGCAGAACGUACACCACAAGAGGCGAAAGAAAAAUGGAGAUCGUUGAAAGGGGCCGUCCUAAACAAGCAGAAAAGACAGACGAAAACGGGAGGUGGACCACCAGAUAAACCAGUGCCAUACGAGGACAUCAUCGUGACCAUAAUUGGAGAAAAUUCAAACCUCUACACUGGAAUAGAAGUGCAAGGAACAGACACUUAUGAAAACCCACAAACACAAGCAGUAUACGAGUGUGGUUUCCUCGGAACCCACGCCACAUUGCUCAAAGGAAUACCCUGA